UUUAAUAGGCUAUCUUUCCAGCAUCGGUGGACGAGCACUGUAGCCUACUAAAGCCAGAGUAUAGCAUCAGUCAAUGUGGGAAGAAAAUAUGCUCAUAUCUUCAGCAGUACAAUCAACAUUCAAACACUGACAUAAACCAUCGUUUUAGAGGAGAAAACUUCAAUUAAAUGCAUAGCGCUGACACUGACAUCCAGAAUAUACGGACUCCAAUUUGCGCCCCUCUCAACGGCUCUGUGGAUCGGUGCUGUUGGGUCGGCGUGGCGUGCUCUCGGUCUCUUCCUCCGGUUGUGUAAUAUUUUUCUAGCCCAGCUACACACUCCUACACCCUCAGAAGAAAAACUCCGCUGUCAUCUGAACGAACAAGGGGAGGAACAAGGAUUGGAACAUAUACUGUCGUUUUUUGCUUUGAUUUGCAACUGAGUUUUCUAUCAGAUUAUUUUCGAUUUACAUGGCGCAAGAGCUAUGCAAGUGGGAAGGUUCUGGUUCCGGUUCUGAGUGUGAUACAACCGUGCAUUUGGAUAUCCAACUAACAACAGUAUUAACAGUGGUACUAAAACGGAUCAGUUCCAGCGGCAUCCCCAACUCCUCUUUCUCCUCUUCCCGGCUCUAUGUCGAGUAAUGGUCGGCUUGCCUUGCUGGAUGCACCCCGCUCUCUCCGGAUCGUCGACUGCACCCUUUCCAACCGCAAAUACCCAUUUUCAGCGGAAACCUUCAAAGAGCUAAGGGCUACAUAUGGAAACUGGGGAUCAGAAUUUUAGGAAAAAGGAAAUCUAGCGUUUGUUUAAUUUCUUUUCGACCUGAUUUAUCUGUUUCUUUACUAAUUAAUUGAUUUAUUCAUUGGGCUUGAUUUCUUCAUUCCAUUGUUGGUUGAUUUAUCAAAUUGAUGCAAGCCCUAUAGUAUUUUACUUUCUUAUAUAAUAUAGACCCCAGGAAUAUUUUCAUUUGUUUCCACUGGACUUGAAUCGUCAAUUUAUUUACAAUUGCUUUUCUUAUUUUCCAUGUCCUUCAUUUCCCGUCCCUGUUUCUCUCCUUGCUUUUCCACCUUGACUAUAAUAGCCCUGACAUAGGGUUAUUCAAGCAUAAUUCAACAUAAAAUAUAUACAAAUUCAACAUUAUAUGCCAACAAUAAUUGUAAUUAAUUUCGCAUCUAAGAGACGUAUUGACUUGCCAGGCAGGAUUGUUGUAAGCCUACCAUUACUCUAACACCACUCUUCUCUUCAUCCAUUUCAGCUCAUAUUCAUUCAGUGCUGUCCAUAAAAUAGUACUUAUCUGCUAACCUUGCACAUCAAGAAACACAUUGCCAGCGAUCUACAUAUGUUAAAUGCUACAUUGUAAAGCACGAGACAAAAGCUCGUCUCAAAGCGUAAUAGCCUACUGAAUUUUGAUUGAGGCUAUCCCCUUUUCCAUUUAUAUAACAGACUCUCUCUACCUAUCACUUACUGUGAUUGUAUAUUAUACAUAAUAUUAUCUUUACAUUAGUAGGUUUAUGCUGCAACUGCCAGUGUAGGCUAGUUGUAGUCAUAGGGAUAACAGUUGACGCUAUAGUCCAUUUUAGAGGCCAUUACCUUGUCCAUAAUUCUUAUAUUUGGGGUCACAUUUAGUAAGAACCCAUCUGGGGAGAGAGACACUGCGUCCUCCUCCACAAACUACCCUAAAAGACAACCCAAUUUCUCUUAGUCAGUCCUCACCCAAACGCAACCAUAAGGUUCCUACCGCAUCCACCUCCUUCCCCCUCCUUUCGUUCAAAUAUAUCCCAUUUUUUUAGUUUGGUUUGGUCCCGUAAAUUUUCAAAUAUUUAUUUCCUAUAUAUCAAGAGGAAAGGGGGUCCCCCUUUCAUGGAAUGCGGAAAUAUGGGUCUGUUUGACCGCGGAGUUCAGAUGCUAUUGACCACGGUCGGCGCAUUUGCCGCCUUCAGUCUCAUGACCAUCGCGGUUGGCACGGACUACUGGCUGUACUCGCGCGGCACGUGCAAGUCAAAGUCGGUCAGCGAUAACGAGACCAGCAAGAAGAACGAAGAGGUGAUGACCCAUUCGGGAUUGUGGAGGACGUGUUGCUUAGAAGGGAACUUUAAAGGGAUGUGUAAACAGAUAGAUCACUUUCCUGAAGACACGGACUAUGAAGCGGACCCCUCUGAGUACUUCUUACGUGCGGUGCGAGCUUCCAGCAUCUUCCCCAUCCUCAGUGUCAUCCUGCUCUUCAUGGGAGGCCUGUGUAUAGCUGCCAGCGAGUUCUACAAGUCACGCCACAACAUCAUCCUCAGCGCAGGGAUCUUCUUUGUAUCUGCAGGCCUGAGCAACAUCAUCGGGAUCAUCGUGUACAUAUCAGCCAACGCAGGGGACCCCUCUAAGAGUGACUCGAAGAAGAACAGCUACUCCUACGGAUGGUCCUUCUACUUCGGAGCCCUGUCCUUCAUAAUGGCCGAGAUGGUGGGCGUCCUGGCAGCCCACUUGUUCAUCGACCGCCAUCGGCAGCUCCGGGCAGGGGCCAGGGCUGCCGACUACCUCCAGGCCUCGGCCAUCACACGCAUCCCAUCCUACCGUUACCGCUACCGACGCCGCUCGCGCUCCUCCUCCCGGUCCACAGACCCCACGCACUCCCGCGACACCUCGCCUGUGGGCCUCAAGGGCUUCAGCGCGCUACCCUCUACAGAGAUCUCCAUGUACACGCUGCCCCGGGACACCCUGAAGGCCGGGGGCACGCCGACCACCACCUACAACUCGGAGAGGGACCAUACCUUCCUGCAGGUCCACAACUGUAUUCAGAAGGAAAAAGACUCGGCCAACACCAACACAGCCAACCGCCGCACCACACCAGUAUGAGGGAGCCCUGAGAGCAGAGCCCGGGGGAGCGAACGCAGGAAGGCCCCCACCCAGGUCUCUAAUAUACCAUGGGCCAGGAUGAGUUUCCAUCUUUAUAGAGAUUGAUGAUUUUAUUUCAUUCAACUGCAUGAUUUUCCCAUCUACCAUUGUUGAGAGAGUCUAAAGGGGUUUGUUGGGUUCCUUUGGAGUAAAUGGUUGUACUGGGAGAAUGGGGCAGAUUGUCCUUAGAGACUGAGUCAUUUUAAUGGGUAGGGAUGGGUGAUGAGGGUGGUGCACUGAAAGGGAGGGUUUUGAUUUCAAUUCGAUUCAUGAUUUCAUAACCUUUUGGUUUUGACAGUUUGGCUCCACAGUUUUGGUGGUGCAACAUGCUGCUGUAUGUAUGUAUGUAUGUAUGUAUGUAUGUAUGUAUGUAUGUAUGUAUGUAUGUAUGUAUGUAUGUAUGUAUGUAUGUAUGUAUGUAUGUAUGUAUGUAUGUAUGUAUGUAUGUAUGUAUGUAUGUAUGUAUGUAUGUAUGUAUGUAUGUAUGUAUGUAUGUAUGUAUGUAUGUAUGUAUGUAUGUAUGUAUGUAUGUACAUGCUCCCAUCAUACCACCUGCCAUAUGCCUCUGAUUUGUUCUCACAUUUAUUCAUUUAUUUAUUUUCUGUAUUAAAACUGUGAAUUUUUGCAGCUUGGGGUUCAGUAAGAAUUAGCCCAGUCUGUAAACUCUAACAAAGGUACUAUAUGUGUAUUACAUUUAUAAAUAAAUGAUUAAGUUAAUAAUCAAGAGAUACAGACUUUACUGAAGAAGAAGAAAACAACAAGUAAACUAAACUAAGUGCUGUUGGUAACAUGAGAAAAGACUCUUGUAGGAUCUGCUGGAAGGAUGACAGAGCCAGAGAGAAGGUGCUGUUAGGUCACUACACUACGGAGCUGCUGAGACAUGGCGGGGGACAGACGCACACAGUCAACAGUAGAAAAAUAGAGAUUAUUUUAAUAGAACCUUCUCGCCUUUUUCUGAGUCCCU
Molecule: messenger RNA, 3822 nt
Organism: Oncorhynchus keta (chum salmon)
Lineage: Eukaryota; Metazoa; Chordata; Actinopteri; Salmoniformes; Salmonidae
Product: voltage-dependent calcium channel gamma-2 subunit-like
Exons: 4
Coding region: 1836-2819 (327 amino acids)
Biological process (GO): calcium ion transmembrane transport; postsynaptic neurotransmitter receptor diffusion trapping; regulation of AMPA receptor activity
Cellular component (GO): voltage-gated calcium channel complex; postsynaptic density membrane; AMPA glutamate receptor complex
Molecular function (GO): voltage-gated calcium channel activity; channel regulator activity
Source: RefSeq, a predicted model, not a curated record